GUCGCCUAGUUGUCGGCGCAACGAGUACACGCCGUGUGCAUAAGUGCAAAGCAUAUUAAAGCUGCAAUUAGUUCUGCAAUGCCUCAGCCGGUAACUUCUGCCGACGGCGGCGCCAACGGCCCGCCGGGUCCGCCCGGAGGCAUGGCACACGUCCCCAAGGCGGGUCCCGUCCUACCUUGGAUGCGCGUGCCAAUCACCAUUGAGGCAGGAAGCGGCGUUCCUAUAGGCGACGUGCUUGGUUUAGACCCACGUUUAGCAACAGAGCUUUCACAAGGCUCGGGCUUCCGUGAGUUGUUCCCGGUGCAGGCGGCCGUGUGGCAGCACUGCGGCGGCGGCCGCUCCUCCGCACACGACCUCUGCGUGGCUGCCCCCACGGGGAGCGGCAAGACGCUGGCGUACGCGCUACCCGUCAUCAAUGCCCUCUGCAGUGCCACGGCGCGGCGGGGCGGCUGCGGAGCGGGGCGGCUGCAGGCGCUGGUGGUGCUGCCAACACGAGACCUAGCCGCGCAGGUGUACGACGUAUUCCGCCCUCUAUGCGAUGCCGUACAGCUGCGUGUCGCGCUGGCCGCGGCCCGUUCCUCCGAGGCAGCUGAGGCGGCGCAGCUCGUGGGGGCGCCCCUUGCGCCGGGUGCAGCUGCGGCAGCGGCAGCUACUGCUGCUGCUGCUGCUGGCGGCGGUGCUAGCGGUGGUGGCAAUGGCGGCAGCAGCAGCUGCAGCAGUGGUAGCGGCAAGGGGGGUGCGGAUGUGGUUGUUGCCACUCCGGGUCGGCUGAUGGCGCAUCUGAGCGGCACUCCGGGCUUCACGCUGCGGCACCUGCGGUUCCUGGUGGUUGACGAGACGGACCGGCUGCUGCGUCAGAGCUACCAGGAGUGGCUGCCGAGGGUGCUGGCGCAGCUGCCUUCGGCGCCCUCGCAACAGCAGCAGCAGCAGCAACCACCACGCGGCGUCGGACCCAUGGGUCACUAUGCCGACCAUGGCGAUGGUGACGGGGAUAACCAAGUCCACUUCGCCGCACGCUGGCCGGCGGCGUCGGUUGGUACGGCACUACCGUUUGCGGUUCCAAGGGUGGUCAAGAUCAUCGUCUCCGCCACCCUCACCCGCGACCCCGCCAAGCUGCAGCGCCUAGCCCUGCACCAGCCGCGCUACGUGGCCACGGUAGCGGCCUCCCCCGCCUCCCUCGCUGCCGUCGCCUCCCUGGAACCCACCGCCACCGGCGGAGCUGCUGCCGAAGCCGCAACCAAGCCAGCAACCGCCGCAGCUGCUGCUGCUGCUGCUGCGCGGUACUCGCUGCCUCGCAGCCUAAGUGAGUUCCGGCUGCUGUGCUCCGCCGCUCGCAAGCCGCUGGUGCUGCUGGCGUUGCUGAGCGAGGCGGCGGCGGAGGCGCAGAGCUGCAUCGUGUUUACUUCCUCGUUGGACAUGACGCACAAGCUGUACCUGAUGUUGCGCGCGGUUCCGGAGCUGUCGGCGACGGUGGUUGAGUACUCGAGUCACGUGGCCGUGCGGGAGCGAACCGCGGGGCUGGAGAGGUUCAAGCAGGGCGGUGCUCGGGUGCUCGUCGCGUCUGACGCCAUGACGCGCGGCAUGGACCUGGACUGCGUGCAACUGGUGAUCAACUACGAUGCGCCCGUGUACGCCAAGACCUACGUGCACAGGGCCGGCCGCACCGCCCGCGCCGGCAAGCCCGGCCGUGUGAUCACGCUACUGCGCGACGAGGACAUGCGCCACUUCAAGGCCAUGAUCCGCAAGGCCGACAACAACUAUGUGCGCGAGCUGAAGCUGGUUCCGGAGCGCGUGGAGUCGUUCCGGCCGGCGUUGUCGGGUGCGCUGCAGCAGCUGGAGGCGCUGCUGGCGGCGGAGAGGAGCGCGGAUGUGCAGUUGCAGCAGCAGCAGCAGCAGCUGGCGAAUGGGGCGCAGAAGGGGACACAGCAGCAGAAGGAGAAGAAGGGGAAGGAAGGGAGGCAAGAGGCGCAGAAGUUGGAGAAGGGGAAGGUGGAGAAGGAGGAGGGGCAGCGAAGGCAGAAGCAGGAGGUUGUGGGAAGGGAGGAGGAGCAGAAGAAGAAGAGGCGGCGAGCGGAGCAACGGGAUAUGGAGGAGGAGGAGGAGCAGCGACAGAAGUCGGCCGCAGGGGACGAGUCUGCUGAUCAAGCGCAGGCGAAGGGCGAGGCGGGUGGUGGUGAUACGGAGGCGCGGGGGCAACGGGAGGGUGAUGGUGGGCUGAGCGAGCGAGCCGAUGCUGGAGGCGAUAGCAGCAAGCAGCGUCACAAAGGAGAGAAGCAACCGGAAGGGAAUGAAGAGAAGGGGCAGCAGCAGAAGCUAGGCGGGCAACACCAGCAGGGAAAAGGGCGUGCGGUGGAGGAAGGGGAAGAAGGGCGACGGGAAGCAGGAGAGGCGUCCGGGAGAAAGAGGAAGAAGUCAAGUGGAGGUGACUAAGGGGAUUAUGGUGCAUGCUGGAUGGGCUUCUGGCACCGUGAUCCGACUUGAUGGCGUGUAGCUAAUAACGUAAACUGUUGCGGGAUGUAUGGACCCCCACAUGACCCAGAC
Molecule: messenger RNA, 2541 nt
Organism: Astrephomene gubernaculifera
Lineage: Eukaryota; Viridiplantae; Chlorophyta; Chlorophyceae; Chlamydomonadales; Astrephomenaceae
Source: the annotation of a GenBank genome assembly